AUGAGAAAAGUAUUUUCAAAAACUUUCUUUCUGAAUUGCGUUAAAAUUUCUUUGAAUCAAUUAGCAGCAGGCGAUGUUGUCAAUGACGUCAAUUUAGAUCAGCUAACUGGUGAACUUGUGGGUAAUUUGUUUAACGGAGAAAUGGCAGGACAGUACCUGAAAACCAAUUCUAUAGAUUCGUCAGAAUACUUGAAAACGCUGUCUUCUAUUACUGCAUUCAAUUGCAACAAUACGUUCCAUUCUGAUUACUUUCCGGAAAUUGUAGUUCAAGCGUCCAAAAAAGUUGCUUUUAAUGAUAGUAAAUUGACUGGGAGCGUGUUGGGCAUUGACGAUCGCUACAUUGAUAAUUACUUUCGUGUUUCAUUCAAAAAUUGUGUCGUCAAAGCCAAUAAUUUCGUUUUAAUUGAAUUGAAAAAUGGACGUAAUUAUCCUGAAGAUUUCAAGCGCUGGAUUGAACGAACGAGACUUUCUGGAGCUUGGAGGAUGAAUGAAACGUCUUAUGUCUCGUCAAUUUUGACAGGCGAUUGUGUAUACCAGAUUUUGGUCUAUCAAAAUCCCGAGUCAUCAACUAAAGUUUUUGAUCGCUCCAAAGAAACUCUUGUUCAUAAAGGUCGGAUAUCUUCAGCAAGUCACAACGCAACCCUUGAAAACUGGACUAAUGAUUUGCUAAACAGAACUGGUCAAACAUUGGACAAUAUUACACUUGAUGACAAAGAUCAAAUAUUUAAUCAAUUCAACAAUGCAGCUAUCAUUAAGCUAGAAAUAAAAUUGUUUCCAGCAAUUAAUUCUCAAAACUAA
Molecule: messenger RNA, 798 nt
Organism: Cotesia glomerata
Lineage: Eukaryota; Metazoa; Arthropoda; Insecta; Hymenoptera; Braconidae
Exons: 2
Coding region: 1-798 (265 amino acids)
Source: RefSeq, a predicted model, not a curated record